AGGGUCUGUUGUCAAACGGUAACGCAAAUCUGUGGUUAUGUCGCUUUGGACAGAAGUUAAGAAAGUUAAGUUUAAUGUAGAUACUUGACUGGAAACCUACUUUCGGAAGAUUUUUCUGUUAACUUUGUUGUGUGUUGUGACUUGUUCUGCCAAGAUUACUGAAUGAAAACUGAGGAAUUAAAGUUGAUUUGGAUAUGGCGAAGGAAAAUUCUACAAAGCUGUUAGAUAAAAAGGGAGUAAUUAAACAUCAACAAUUUAAAAAAUAUUUAUUAAAAAAAAUGAAAAUGAAAUGCCUAGAUAUUAAAUCAAGAAAAAAGAAGAAUCAAUGGACAAUCUCUCCAUCAAAAUUUAAUUUGAUUAAAACAACUGCAGUGCCUCUUUAUGUUUCUUCCAGUGACAGCAUGAGUACAACCAGAGAUUCACCAUCAUUUCAAAAUUCCAUAAAAACAAACUGUAAUGUAAUGAACAUUGGGAAAAAAUCUGAAAGUGCUACUAUCAAGAAAGAGAUUUUCCGAGCCCAAAGUGGUACAAAGUAUAAUGAUGGCGAUAAUGUAAAUAUAAAAUCAAACCUUUCUCAAAAUACGACAACGAAAACUACUAAAACGCAUAAUAGUCAUGUAAAAGCAGAUAUUUCUUGUGAUGUAAAAAUGGUAGACGAUUUGACUAAUUCACAUAGUAACCAAUUUUCAAAUUUUACACAACUGUCUGACACACAAUUUUUACAAAAGGAUUAUGUUGAAAAACAACUAAUUCCAAUAGAUCAUAAUGUUAAAAGAGAUAGACCUGAUUCUAGCAAAGAGAUUGAAAAUUAUCAUAGUGAACCAUUUUGUCACUCAAGCCCACACUUUAUUCAAACAUCUCAAGAUAGUUCUGAACGUAGCAUUGACAAUUUUAAAAAAUUUAAAACCAAAAAUUUAAAAAGGAGUCGAACAAAUAUAACAAUUAAUAUGAGUGAUCAUUUUAAGAAGAUAGACCGGAAAUCCUGCAUGGCAUGCAAUAACUAUUCACUGGAGAAAUCAAAAACCUCUUUUCACCAUACAUGUUCAAAGGAGUGUGAUGAAUCUCAGACCCCAAGGUCCCAAUCUGAAAAGUCGAUAUAUCCAAACAGUCCUACAUGUACGCCUAAGAAAAAAUGCCUAGAACAAAUUAAUGUAAUGGAUUCAGAACAUAUCAAAGAGCAAGAUAAAAAUAUUUUGAUAAAUGAAGCACCUCUAAAAAACUCAAAAUGUUUUCAAAGUCCUAUGGCUAUAAAGAAAGCAGUAGAAAAGAAUUUAUCCAAAAAAGUAAAAUCUCCAAAAAAACAUCAAUUCGCACAUGGUGGCAAGGAUAAACAGAUUCCUUCAAAAGACAACAAUAGCUGUCCUGUUGAAGUAUCACUAUGCCACCCAAUUGAAACAAAAAAUCUUGAAUUUUUUGAAGGAGAAACAAGAAUCCAACAUGAGAAACUCAGCUUUUCUAAAGAUGGAGAAGAAUUAUUGCAACCCGCUUCGGUUAAUCGAGUCGAUUGGGUUCGUUCACCCGAUGAAAAAAUAAUGGAACAUAAUCUUUUAGAUAAUACUCUGCCUUUUGAAGAUGAACUGUUAAACAUUUCAAACAGUGAAAAAAUUGAUGUAUUAAAAAAAGAAACUAAAAGACUUGGAAUUACGACUGACAAAAGCUGUUCAGAGAAAUCACAUGAAGAGAGCAAUGAAAAAUCAAGUUGUUCAGAAAGUACAGCCAUUGAAAAAUGUUUGUCAUUUACUUACAGCAGUAUUCAUGCAGCAACACCACUGGCAGAUGAAACAAAUAGCCUAAGUCUACAAAAUGUUAAAGAAUUAACAAAUAAUAAAAAAGACAAAGUACAAAACAACGACAAAAGUAACGCUUGUGAAAACAAUGAAAACGAAGUUUAUUCUGUACCUCUAUUUAGUGAAGAUCAAUAUUUUCAGAAUGGUAGAGAACAAAAACUAUCUAAAGGUGAUGAUAAAUUAACAUCGGCUAAAGAAACGAAUGUAAUAUUUGAUAAAGAAGCAAUUUUUUCAUUAGUUUCUUCUCCAUUAUUAAAUGAAGAUCAUUCAGUUGACUACAGUGAUGUGGAUGAAAAUGUUGGAAAUAAUUCAAAUUUCAAUCACGAACAUGAUCUUUUACCAGGGCAAAAAUUAUUAAUAAACAAUUCUGAAAGAAAUGAUUUUGAUACUCAGUCUUCAACUGAUGAAAUUGGAAAGCUAUUUGCAAAUACUUCAAAUACAGUAAAUAACUUAUAUAAAAACGUGACUGAACAUUCUGUUAAUCACAUUACGCACACUGCAUUACCAUCACCAGACAGGUUUAGUGAAAGAGAGCUAGUUGUAGACAUAGAUAAGGUAAAUCUUGAAGUUACCAAUUCUCCUGUAAAGAAAAUUAAUUCUGUUGUUACUGGUGAGAAAACAGGCCAUUCAGAAAGAAAUAUAAAAUUAGAUAACUUUCAUGAGAACACGACUGAACAUUCUAUUCACCACAUUUCACAAACCACAUUUUCAUCACCGGACUGUUUAAGUGAAAAGUCUCAAGAUGGAAUACAUUCUGAAAUUACCAAUUCCCCUAUAAAGAAAAUUAAUAAUGCUGUAACUUCUGUAAAAACAGGUAUUUCAGAUAACUUUUGUGGAAACACCACUGAACAUUCUAUUCACCAUAUUUCAUCACCACCAGACUGUUUGAGUGAAAAGUCUCAUGAGGAACUUACUGCAUCCAGUGAUGGAGUAGAUUGUGAAAUUACAAAUUCUCCUAUAAAGAAAAUGAAUACUACCGUAACUGCUGAAAAAACAGGGAAUUCGGGUAACUUUUGUGAAAAUAUAACUGAAAAUAUUCACCGCAUUUCACACACCACAUUUUCAUCAUCACCAGGCUGUUUGAGUAUAAAGCCUCAUAUGGAGCUUCCUGCAGAUAGAGAUGGGGUAGAUUCUGAAAUUACCAAUUCUCCUAUAAAGAAAGUUAAUAAUGUUGUUAUUGCUGAGAAAACUAGUAUUUCAAAAAGAAAUAUAAAUUCAGAUAAUUUAGAAACAUCAAGAAUGACUUCAAGUCCAAAAAGGGAAAAAACAAUACAAAAAAAUAGAAAUCAACAUUCAUCUGAUGAAUCUUCCGGGGAAAAAUUCAAAAACAAAUUUUCAAAAAUGUCAUCAAAUUCAGAAAUAAAAUUUGGGUCUAAGAAGAUAAAUGUUGAUUCAGAAAUUGAACAAUCAGAGGAUUCUGAUCUAUCAUCAUCAAAUACAUGUGAAUUAACAAUUACGAACGACUCAUCGACAAAAACAUUCUCAGAUCGGAAAGAAAAUAAAUUGAAAAAAAUGGAAAGCUCUUUACCAAAGACAUUGAAAAGUGCAAUUCGUAAAAGUAGUACAGAAUCAAAAACAUCAAAAAACAAACUCAAAGGCGAACAUUUAUUGAGCUAUGUGGCAUCUCUUUUUGAACCUUCUACUUCUCAAACAGAAUUGAACAACUACUUUAUAGAAGAACUUCUGAGUUUUUUGAAGCUAGAAGACUCCUUAAUUGAAAAACUUCAAAAGCUGGACAUCGUUAUAGACUGGACUUUGCCACCAGCCCAUGAUAUAGAACAGCAAUCCAUUUUCUCUAAUCCCAGCAUUAUUUUAGACACAAAUUGUCCCAAAUUUUCAAAAGAAGAAAAUACACAAAUUUUAUUAAAUUGGAAACAGUUUUGUAAAAUUUACAAGUUUGAUAAGUAUGAUUUUAGGCCAUUCCUACCAAUAAUACAUAAAUUUCUUUCACCUUUAACUCAAAAUCAAAAAUUUAAAUUUGCUCUUUUUUUGGCAAAAGGAAUAAAUGAUAGAACAUUAUCAGCGGUUUUUAAUAGAUUUGUUGUAAUGACAAAGUUUUAUAAACAUGGAAGGUUCUCAAAGGGGGAAGAUAACGUGCUCUUAUACUGCUACAAACAUUUGCCAAGUUCGUACGUUUUUUCAGUUUGUUCCUUGCUUUUACACAGACCACGCACUGUCCUCUGGCGAAGGUUACAAAAUAUUACUUCAGAUGUAACAUCUCGUACAGAUUUCGAUGAUGAAUCAGAAGAAGAAGAAAAUAUUGAUAUUUCCAAAUGUUUAACUAACUCAUCUGACUGGCAAGAUAUUGGGGCAAAUAUUUUUAAAGCCAUGAAUGUAGAAGAUCCUAGACAGUUUGCUGGAAAAAUUAAUAAACAAGUAUUACAGAAGAUGUCAAAGACUUACCAAAUUAGUAAAAUACAAUUAGCAAAACUGUUUUAUUUCAAAAUACAACCAACAUUUUGUGCUUCAAAGACAGUGUAUCGAGAUGAGUUUAGAAGAAAACUAAUAAAAAGACUUGAAAAAUACAAAAAUUCAUCAUGGGAAGCUAUCAACUGGGAAACAUUAAGCAAAAAAAUGUACAACAUAGGACCAGUUUUCUUAUACAAAGAGGUUCGAGAAAUGACAAUGGCAUUGGUGCCAAAAAAAAAAAGGUUUAUUUUUGGAGCAAGCUGGGCUAUACUUAAUGAUGUAUAUACUUUACAAAAACAUCAGGAAACAGAUAAGCAUUUGCUUAAUCGAUAUCCAACCAUGUCGAAAUAAAUAUGUAUUUAAGAUGUCGAAGAAGACAACUUUUUUUAAACUAGUUAUAGUUUAUAAUAAGUGAAGUAUAUUUAUGUGAAAUUUGUACAGAAUAAAAUUCAGUUAUGAUACAUAAA
Molecule: messenger RNA, 4663 nt
Organism: Cimex lectularius (bed bug)
Lineage: Eukaryota; Metazoa; Arthropoda; Insecta; Hemiptera; Cimicidae
Product: GATA zinc finger domain-containing protein 14-like
Exons: 10
Coding region: 195-4547 (1450 amino acids)
Source: RefSeq, a predicted model, not a curated record